Juglans regia (Persian walnut) is the source of this 845-nucleotide messenger RNA. Its product is annotated as cytochrome b-c1 complex subunit 8-like. The transcript has 2 exons. Gene Ontology annotation, biological process: mitochondrial electron transport, ubiquinol to cytochrome c. The record is from RefSeq and is a predicted model, not a curated record. The coding region runs from base 192 to 410 and encodes 72 amino acids. NCBI's taxonomy places the organism in Eukaryota, Viridiplantae, Streptophyta, Magnoliopsida, Fagales, Juglandaceae.
ACGUUUGCGCUGGCACGUGCGAAAAGAAAUCUCCGUGCUCGGUCACAGAUCGAGCAUCGGAUUGACUAAAAUCGGGUUCUUCUGAAAGGAGCCCCCAAAUUCCCAAUCUCUCCUGACCUAAUAACUCCCAGAAGGCAGACCCAGAAGAAUACCAUCGUCUCGUUCGAUCAAACAGUUUUGUUGAGAAAACAAUGGGGAAGCAGCCAGUAAGGAUGAAGGCUGUUGUGUACGCUUUGUCCCCUUUCCAGCAGAAGGUAAUGCCUGGGCUCUGGAAGGACCUGCCCGGCAAGAUCCACCAUAAAGUCUCCGAGAACUGGUUCAGUGCCGUCCUCCUCCUCUCUCCCCUCAUCGGCACCUACACAUAUGUCCAACAUUACCAGGAAAAGGAGAAGUUGGAGCACCGCUUUUGAAGUGCAUAGAUGUCCACUUUCACAGUAAAGCUCCUCCUCGUUUUGCUACAACUUUGAUGAAGUUGUGUCAAGAGAUUUGAGUUAUUGGGAAUUUUUCGGACAAUAUAUGUUUGCCUACUUUUGCUUGUUAAAAUAAAUUGGUUGAUUCGGUCAUCAAGUGCACGAGUCUGAUGUAAAAUGUGGAACUGCAUAAUUAUUGAGAGUGCAUCUUCUUUAAUAAUUUCUAAUCAAGUCACUCAUCUAAUCUUCAGGUCAAUACUUUAUAUAUCAUGCAGCCGGAAAAGUGGGAUUCAUUAAAUGUGUUUGCUAUAAACGCCGGCCGGCCCCAAUGGAUAAUGGAACUUCUCCGGUAGAUUUGCUACUUUGUGUUUGUUUUUCUACACGUAGAUGUGUUACUUAUUUAUACUAUAACUAAGCAUGGGAUCUUUGAUAUCA